Marmota monax (woodchuck) is the source of this 2153-nucleotide messenger RNA. RefSeq names its product selection and upkeep of intraepithelial T-cells protein 7. NCBI's taxonomy places the organism in Eukaryota, Metazoa, Chordata, Mammalia, Rodentia, Sciuridae. Gene Ontology annotation, biological process: T cell receptor signaling pathway; regulation of cytokine production. Bases 187 to 1272 code for a protein of 361 amino acids. The transcript has 8 exons. Gene Ontology annotation, cellular component: external side of plasma membrane. The record is from RefSeq and is a predicted model, not a curated record. Gene Ontology annotation, molecular function: signaling receptor binding.
AAGGAAUAUUCAGCUGGCACAUAAUAGGUGUAAGCUCUGGUAAAUAAAGUGCAAACUUGGACUUUAGAGGAGGUGUCUAUUGCUGGUAUAGCAGCAUUGCUGAACUACUUACAGGCACUGAGACAACGAGUUAAAGACCUGGAAAAAUUUUUCUCUGUACUCUGGAGCUCAAUCUUUUUUCCAGAUAUGAUGGAUCCUACAUCCUCCUACUUUUCUGGAUACUGUAUGUGCUUGAUUCUCUUGCAUAUGAUGACAUUAACUUCAGAGAAACUGAUGGUGACUGUUCCCAAGGGGCACUUGGUGGCUAGAGUAGAAGGACAGGCUGCUCUCAGCUGCCAGUUGUCCCCACUACAAAGUGCAGAGCACAUGGAGGUGCGCUGGUUCAAGGGUGACAAUUCCCAGCUUGUUUACCUAUACAGAGGCGGCGGUCAUGAAGUAAAUGGAGAAGCUGCCCCUGAAUAUGUAAAUCGCACAGAGUUUGUGAAAGAGGCCAUGGGGGAGGGUAAAGUGACCCUCAAAAUUCAUAAUGUCAGCAUUUCUGAUGGGGGACCAUACAGGUGUUCAUUUAAAGAUACUGACUUCAGUGAUGCAGCCGGCAUGAACCUAAGUGUGGCAGCACUUGGCUUGGAGACACAGAUUCAUGUCCAGGUUCCUGUUAGUGAUGGACUCGAGGUGGAGUGUAACUCAGGAGGAUGGUUUCCACAGCCCCAAAUGGAGUGGAGAAACAGCAGGGGAGAGGUCGUUCCACAUUCAUCAAAAUCAUACUCACAGGAUGGAGCCAGAUUGUUCCACAUGAAGAUGACUCUUCUCCUCAGAAACCGGUCAGAGAGCAUUAUGUGCUAUGUUUGCAACCCUGUAACAGGGGAAGAGAAAAGAACAAGUAUCAUCCUAGCAAGUGCCCUCUUUAAUAAGGACGACCUUAGAAUGAAUCUUAUAAUUUCUGUUCCAUGUAUAUUGUUCCUUUUGUUGUUGGUCUCCUUGGGCCUUUCCUUUUCCACAAAAACAGGGGGUAUAUGUAAAUGUCUAUUUAGAGGUCCUCCUCCAUGUCUUUGUGGGUCGAACUCAAUGACUGCUCAAUUCCUGUUUUGCAUGAUCUGUUCUGUGACCCUUCUUAUUGUGUAUGUGCCAUUCCGGAUCAGAGUCUCUAUUUCAGAUCCUUUGUUUUCCUUGUACAAUAGCUGGAUGACAGAUGUAAUAACUGGAGUAGCUUUCCUGACAUUAUUUUUCACCAUACUAAUUGGAUACUUAAUAUGGAGUCUAAGAGUGCUCUGAAAUGAGUUUGCCUUGAGUCUCAGAGAAGAUUUUGGACUGAGAUUUUUGAGAAAUUCUUCAAUAGUUCAGACUCUGGAACUCUUGGGAAAUGGACUGGAUCUAUUCUGCAUGUGCCUUUGGGGGCUUGGGAAAAAAUAUUGUAGUUUGUAUCCUAAAUUUCCACCAUAGGUCCAUGUAGUAAGGCUUGGUCCCAAGUCUGUUGCUAUUGGGAGGUGGUAGAAGCUUUAGGAGGUGAGGCUAGUGUGAGGUCUUUAGGUCAUAGUGAGUGUAUCCUCAAAAUGGAUAAUAGGACUUCUUUCUCUCCUUUGUUUCUGGGCCAUGAGGUCUAAGGUUUUUCUCCAGCCAUGAUGUGCUUCCUCCCUACCUGAGGCCUAAAACCAAUAGGUUCAUCUGAUCACACAUAGCUCCAAAUAUGUGAGCCAAAAUAUAACUUUUCUCUUUAUAAAUUGACAAACUCAUAUUCAUGUUAUAAUAAUGGAAAGAUGACUAACACAUCAUCCAGUCAAAAUCUAUUUAUAUAUUUGGAUGUUUUUAAAACAAUAAGCCAUUAAAUAAUUUUGACAAUUUUAGACAGUUAUAAAUAUUAGUAUUAUCUGUACCUCUGAUCACAUUAAUGAAAUAUUAAUUUUGGUUUUAUUAUGAUAUCAUAGCUAUAUUGGAAAAAUCUUGUUCUUUAUUGAGAUAUACUGAUAAAUUUGUAAAUGAAAUUACAAUGUUUAGAAUUUGCUUUAAUAUUAUAUGGAAAUUAGUGAAGUGAGUGAGGGUAUAGUUAAAAUUGGAAAUAAGUUGAUAUUUAUUUAAAGUGUGUAAUGGGAACAUGGAUUAUAUGUGUUACAUUUAUGUGUUUAUAUGUUUAAAGUUUUUGGUAAUAAAAGAUAAAA